GCAGGUCUGCAGGUGUGCUGGUAUGCGGGCUCCUGCGCGUGUUCCUGCUGGGCGCUGCUGCUGAACGGCCGUGCUAUUGCCAGACACCGCACUUGUGGGUGUCAGAUACUGCCCGUCUGUACUGGGCAGCGCGGCAGACGUUGCACAUCUGUGCUGGGCCCUGCACAUCUGCCACAGUGAUGCACAGCUGGCGUGGGCCUCGUACAUCUGUUCUGCGCUGUGUGUGUGUGUUCUCGGCACGGUGUGGUUGUCGCCGGAGGUUGCGCGCAUUGUGUCGGGACCGGGGAUGCCGGGUAAAACGUGUUUGUGAAAGUAGUGGGAGCAGCUACAAACGCUCACCUCAAGUCAUGGAGGGGGGGCUGCGGCACUCAAAGGUGCCCCUCAAUACCAGGCUGCCGUAGGGUGAGGCCGAAAACGCGGUACCGAAACGCGGCGGGGUGCUGGUUCCUGCGUGAGGGUCCUGCCCCAUCACUGUCCCACGCUGCAGGGCGCUGGCUUGCGUGGGGGCGGGCUGACCCCCUUCCCCGUGAACCGAGCUGGCUGUCACUAGAUGGCAGCAGGGCCACGUAGCAGUGCCACCACUGCCACUGCUGUCACUGUCCCCAUUCCAGGACAGAGGCCGCCAUUCCUGGGUGCAGGGCAGGACCCGCUUCCACGCUAUAGCCACCAUCACGGCCGGCCCCAGGGGUGCUCGUGGUCCUGGGGGAGUCUAAAGGAGCAUCGUGCACCUGUGCCUGCGCAAGGCCGACCAGAAGCUGGUGAUCCUGAAGCAGAUCCCUGUGGAGCAGAUGAGCAAGGAUGAGCGGCUGGCAGCGCAGAACGAGUGCCAGGUCCUCAAGCUGCUCAACCACCCCAACGUCAUUGAGUACUACGAGAACUUCCUGGAGGACAAGGCGCUCAUGAUUGCCAUGGAAUACGCCCCAGGGGGCACUCUGGCAGAGUUCAUCCACAAGCGCUGUAAUUCCUUGCUGGAUGAGGACACCAUCCUGCACUUCUUCGUGCAGAUCCUCCUGGCCCUGCACCACGUGCACACCAAGCAGAUCCUGCACCGUGACCUGAAGACCCAGAACAUCCUCCUGGACAAGCAUCGCAUGAUCGUCAAGAUUGGAGACUUUGGCAUCUCCAAAAUCUUGAGCAGCAAGAGCAAAGCCUACACAGUGGUGGGAACUCCAUGCUACAUCUCCCCAGAGCUCUGUGAAGGGAAGCCUUACAACCAGAAGAGUGACAUCUGGGCCCUGGGCUGUGUGCUCUACGAGCUCGCCAGCCUCAAGAGGGCUUUCGAAGCUGCGAACCUUCCUGCCUUGGUGUUGAAGAUCAUGAGUGGGACUUUUGCCCCAAUAUCGGAUCGAUACAGCCCCGACCUGCGCCAGCUCAUCCUCAGCAUGCUCAACCUGGAUCCUUCCAAGCGGCCCCAGCUGAAUGAGAUCAUGGCCCAGGCCAUCUGCAUCCGGCCCCUCCUGAACCUCUACACAGACGUGGGCAGCGUCAAAAUGAGGAGGCCUGAAAAACCCUUGGCUCCAGUGCCCACAGUGACCCACAGCCGGACAGGGGGACGGGCGAGCAGUGCCAGGCCGAGAGGUGUCCGAUGUGGUUCAGCCAAGACAGGAAUCCCACCCCCACUGUCAUCCAUCUACACGUGGGGCAGUGGGAUCACCACCCCUCUCCGCCUGCCCAUGCUGAACACUGAGGUUGUGCAGGUCUCUGCUGGCAGGACACAGAAGGCUGGGGUCACCAAAUCUGGGAGGCUCAUCCUGUGGGAGGCUCCUCCCAUGGGUGCUGCUGGGGGUCCUUCUCUCCCAGGAGCCACCGAGCAGCUCCAGCCUCAGUUUGUGUCCCGCUUUCUGGAGGGCCAGUCUGGAGUGACCAUCAAACAUGUGUCCUGUGGUGAUCUUUUCACAGCCUGCCUCACAGACAGGGGGAUAAUCAUGACCUUUGGCAGCGGCAGCAAUGGCUGUUUGGGGCACGGAAACUUCACGGAUGUGAGCCAGCCCAAGAUUGUGGAGGCCCUGCUGGGCUAUGAGAUGGUGCAGGUGGCCUGUGGCGCGUCUCACGUCCUGGCGGUCUCCAACGAACGGGAAGUGUUUGCCUGGGGCAGGGGGGAUAAUGGUCGGCUUGGGCUGGGCACCCUGGAGUGCUACAACUGCCCCCAGCAGGUCACAGUCCCUCCAGAGCAUGAGGCUCAGAGGGUCAUCUGUGGCAUCGAUUCCUCCAUGGUCCUCACAGUGAAGAACCAGAUUCUUGCUUGUGGGAGCAACAGGUGUAACAAGCUGGGCCUAGACCGGAUCAGUUCAACAGAGGAGCCUUCCCCAGAGGACCAGGUGGAGGAGGCCACUGUGUUUGUGUGUGCCCAGUCAGCCCCCUUGAACCAAGAGUCCAUUGUGUGUGCUGACAUCGGUACAGCACAUUCUGCUGCUGUCACAGCCUCUGGCCAUUGUUACACCUUUGGGAGCAACCAGCAUGGGCAGCUGGGCACCAACUCCUGCCACAGCAGCCGUGUGCCCCACCUGGUUUUGGGGCUCGAGAUGAUGAAGGUCACCGUGGUGGCUUGUGGAGAUGCCUUCACUGUGGCCAUCGGAGCAGAUGGCGAGGUGUGCACGUGGGGGAAAGGAGCCAGGGGACGCCUGGGCAGGAAGGACGAGGAAACUGGAGUGCCGAGGCCAGUGCAGCUGGAGGAGACACAUCCAUACCUGGUGACCUCUGUUGCCUGCUGCCACGGGAACACACUGCUGGCAGUAAAGCCUGUUGUGGAGGAAUCGCCUUCCCAGUGAGUGAGAGCAGCCACAUCCUGCUUUUCCUGCUGCUCACGGCGGCCUGGCUCAGACACACUCCAGGCUCCAGAGCUCCUCAGCUGCACUCCAAAGGCAGCACUCCGGAAACAGAGAGCUCCUAACGAUGGUUCCCAAGGAACCAGAGCUGGUCUCACUUAUUAUUCACUUCACUGUAUUGUCACUGUGAACCUCCAGUGCCUGAGAGUCGCUGCCCCGAACGUGCCCAGAGCUGUGGUGCUCUCUUCAAGGGGUCAUACUGUGGCUCUUCCCUUCCCUGCUGGAAGUGCCUGUGUGGAAGAGUGAGGAGCACAGAGGUUGUUUUCCUCUGUGGAAACUGUUUCUGGUUACAAAGCCCAGGCUGACAGCUCCAUGUGUGAGAGAGCUGUCAGCCUUUGCACAGCAGCGUCUGGAGUCAGGGCCCCAGGCGCUGUGCUGGGUAACUAAAUGCAAACCUCUUUACUAAUUAGAGAAGUCUGUCCUUUCCCAUCCCCCCCUAAAACGUUUCACCCAUUUAUUGAGCACACUUUGGAGGGUCUUGUCUGCACGCCUGGCCGAGCUCUGCAUGAGCAACCUCCCUGUGCUGCACAGCUCUCCCCAAAUGCUGCCUGGAGCUUUCCAAUUACAGCCUCCCCUGGCCCCAGGAGCUCACUGGAGGAUCCUCCAGCUGACAUUUGUCCUCAGGCCCCUCAGUCCUGCUGCUGACGGCACACUGGCUCCCAGCUGAGCUGGGGAAGGCAGCAAAACACAGCCAGUGAUCGUCAGUACUUGAAGUUUUUUAACCCAGUUUUGUCCAGGGAGCUGAUGAGUUUUCACCAAGGGUCUUUUCGGGCAGGAGAAGCACAUCCAUUUGUUAUGGACAGGAGUCACGUUUUUUGUCUCCAGAAGGGUUGUUUCCUUUCUUUUUUUUCCUUUUAUUUUCUUUUUUUAACUUACAUUUGCCCUGGGCCAUUUUUUGAUGAGCUUCUGUCUCUGAUCUGUCUGACAUUGCAAAUGCUCUUGCCUUUCACAUCCAUCUUUGUGCUGUUGCCAAUCUGUUGUGUAUAAAGUCAGUGCUUUCAUAAGCUG
This is a messenger RNA of Poecile atricapillus (Black-capped chickadee), 3833 nucleotides long. RefSeq names its product NIMA related kinase 8 (gene NEK8). NCBI's taxonomy places the organism in Eukaryota, Metazoa, Chordata, Aves, Passeriformes, Paridae. Bases 789 to 2768 code for a protein of 659 amino acids. The transcript is spliced from 15 exons. The record is from RefSeq and is a predicted model, not a curated record. Gene Ontology annotation, biological process: protein phosphorylation. Gene Ontology annotation, molecular function: ATP binding; protein kinase activity.